UAACUUCUACAUCUCAAUAUCUUAUCUUAUAUAUUCCCAUUCACAUCCUAACUAGACCAUCUAUCACCAAAAACUCCUAGCAAUGGCUGCAUCCACUAUUCUCCCACUCAUUCUAUUGACACUCACUCCUGUACUCCUCAUCACCAUUCCUCAAACCCUAGCUCAAACCCCUGUAGCCCCGGCCCCUGCGCCUGCCGGUCCAGUUAACCUAACCGGAAUUCUUGACAAAAAUGGUCAGUAUACAACCCUCAUUCGCCUAUUGCAACAAACCCAAGUGGGAACCCAAGUCAAUAACCAGCUCAAUGGCUCUACUGAAGGCAUGACCGUGUUUGCCCCGACCGACAACGCCUUCAACAAUCUCAAAGCCGGAACCCUAAACGGCCUCAACAACCAACAACAAGUUCAGCUUGUGCUUUAUCAUAUUGCACCAAAAUAUUACUCUUUGAGUGAUCUUCAAUCGGUUCCUAACCCUGUUAGGACCCAAGCUACGGGCCAAAACGGCGGUGUUUUCGGGCUUAACUUCACUAGUCAAGGAAAUCAGGUCAAUGUGUCAAGUGGCAUGGUGGUGACACAAAUUAACAAUGCCUUAAGGCAACAAUUCCCUCUGGCUGUUUAUCAGGUGGACAAAGUUUUGUUGCCUGAGGAGUUGUUUGAAGCCAAGUCUCCAUCGGAGGCACCAUCGGAUGUGGACAAAGGUUCCCCCGCUGACGGGAAGAAUUCGACGAGGACUGUGGGGGCGGAGGAGCCGUCGACUGCAGGAAAUGGUUCAGGUGGACUGAAUGUGGGGUUUGGUGUUGUUGUUGGACUAGCAUUGGCUUGCAUGGGGGUUCUUUCUUGAUUAUCAAGAAUUGAAGAUGGUUUUCAAGAUUUGAAUAUUUUUCAUUUUUCUUUGAGGAUGAUGAAUCCUGGGGUUUGAUUAUUGCAUAUACACCUUCAUCAUGUUCUAUACAUUUUAUUUUCCC
Messenger RNA from Tripterygium wilfordii, 962 nucleotides. RefSeq names its product fasciclin-like arabinogalactan protein 13. The record is from RefSeq and is a predicted model, not a curated record. Bases 83 to 838 code for a protein of 251 amino acids. Lineage: Eukaryota; Viridiplantae; Streptophyta; Magnoliopsida; Celastrales; Celastraceae. The transcript has a single exon.